UGUUUAGGAUUUCAUCAAAUGGACCGAAAAAUGUAUACAUUUUAACAAAAUGUAUUUCUUCAGAAUAUACUUUUCUUAGGGCUGUAUUGUUCGUAUUUUUCUAGGUUUGAAACGCUGGUUCACAAGAAGUAAAACUAAAUUUCUCAGGCCACGCAGCUGAGGAAUUAAUGCUUUCCUUCCUGAUUUAUGAGAGUUAAUCUGAACAAGGUCCGAUCAAAUCAGGGGCCAGAAAAUGGGUCUCAAAUGCCACCACGAUUUUUGCAAAUUGUGAUCGCCGAAUAUGACUUUUCCGGCGCUGGAUUGGAGGGAAAGUCAGUGAGCAGGGAUGGAGAGAGAGUAUAAAGGUUUCAAGUAAUACGCUCUCACACGGCCAGGAAAAAGUCAAACAGGUUUGGAGACGCACUUAAUUACCUUAACAAGAGCCAUAGUAAAGAUAUUAAGACAUAAAAUUUGGUGUGCUUAUUUCUAAGCACAUGCAAUUCUACUAAAGAUUAUUGCCCACCCCCCGCCUUCUUUUUUCGUCGAAGAUCCAACAAAGUCAAAGGUAAAAAAAUCUUCGUACUCGCUGCAUAUAAAUGAAAGAAGCUUCGUCCAAGUUUCCGGCUCGUUGAGUCACAAUUCAUGUUCUCCAUAGCUAAUGUUAAUACUAGAAAAAAUGUCCGCCACGGCUAGGCCAAUCCACGGGACGUACCGACCUCACCCACUUCACCGUUUCCUUCAAGCUAAGUUCGAGUCCUCUCUGGACCCCCCUGGCUAUGUCAAACAGUCGAGGCCACACCACCUGUCAAUUACAAGCUAGAUGGCAUCAAUGUCAAGCACGAGUAAUUGACUGUGUGGCAUCGAUUCUGCUUUGACCAGCUAGGUGAGUGGGGCAGAGGAAGAAAGCUAUUUGUGCUUG
Molecule: messenger RNA, 898 nt
Organism: Rubroshorea leprosula
Lineage: Eukaryota; Viridiplantae; Streptophyta; Magnoliopsida; Malvales; Dipterocarpaceae
Source: the annotation of a GenBank genome assembly